GAAUUUUGUUCUCACGCUGACUGAAUCACCAAAAAGGCAUGCGGAACCUAUCUGUGAUUUACCUCGGAGUACUAUUUCUGCAUGUUACAUUUCAGUACGGCGGAAGUGAUGGAUUUUUAAUGUGUUCUCUGACGUCAUAUAUGCCAAUGUUUUGUUCACUACAAUGUCCCAAUGGGUAUGCCAAAGAUAGUUCUGGGUGCACUACAUGUAAAUGCGCAACGCCCAACCAAGAUUCUGCCGCAAUGACCCAAUCCCAGAGUUCCCAAGCAAAUUCCCAAAGUAUUUCCGGUUCUCAUGCAAAUCCUCAAAGUAUUUCCGGCUACGCACAUCCGUGUUUACCUCAUCAACAGUUCUGUCCCCUGAAUUGCCCAGAAGGAUUCGUGACCGGAAAUGGAGGCUGCCAAUUCUGUAUAUGUUAUCAAAGCAACAUAACUGAUUCAGUGACAACACAACCACCCGUAACUACCACCCUCAGCCACAUUAAAGUCCACAUGAGUAACCCCUGUAUCCGAAAUCAGACUAUUUGUGACAAGUACUGCGCGGAAGGAUAUCUGCUAGGACCGGAUGACUGCCAAUACUGUCUGUGUAGGAAUCUCAUCCCCGGAAUCGUAUACACUAAAGCGCCAACUACAACACCGUCCUCAGAAACGACAACUCUGGCAUACUACCUACCUAAUCCUUGUCAGUCAGGGCAACAUGUGUGUACAGCCCACUGUGAGUACGGAUACAUCCUAGGCCCGGGGAAUUGUCAGUACUGCAUGUGUGGCGCCAAAACCACUCCCGUCACAAAAGCCAUACCAGGUGUAAACCCAGCAGGAAGUGAUAUAGCGCCAGCUACAACCCCAUUUCCUUCCGGUCACAUGGAUAACGAAUGCGCCAUUGCGUUUACAAUUUGUCAAAUAAAAUGUAAACACGGAUUUCUGGCCGAUACCGUGGACUGCAGACGCUGUGUGUGCAAGGAUGCCAUAUACAAAGCCGGUUAGUCGGGAAUUAACGAGGCGGACGAACCCGAUAUUAAGCUUCUGAACCCAUGUGUUCAAGGACUGGACGUCUGUAACGUCUUCUGUUACCAUGGCUACCUACGUGGACCACGUGAUUGUCAGUACUGCGCGUGUCAGUUUGUAAAAAACGUAUAAUAAACUUAGGAUAAAGUUUG
This is a messenger RNA of Saccostrea cuccullata (small rock oyster), 1156 nucleotides long. Its product is annotated as antistasin-like. The record is from RefSeq and is a predicted model, not a curated record. The transcript is spliced from 7 exons. NCBI's taxonomy places the organism in Eukaryota, Metazoa, Mollusca, Bivalvia, Ostreida, Ostreidae. Gene Ontology annotation, molecular function: serine-type endopeptidase inhibitor activity. The coding region runs from base 39 to 983 and encodes 314 amino acids.